AUAAUCUCUCGAAUGCUGUGCCAGACAUUUUCUUCUUCCUCCUCCCUCGGCCUUUAGGGCAAUCAAAUCUCACCACCGCGAAGGGAUCUGCGCAAAUUCUCUCCGCUCUCCCUCCCUCCCUUUCUCUCUCGAUCGCGUCGCUAAUUCCAGCUCGUGAGUCGUGAUUGCGCAAUUCCCCCUCCCCUCCACUCGCCAGCGGUGUGGGUUUUAGUGUCUAGAUUGCUGGCGUCGGUAGAGCUCACUCACUCACCGGCUCUCGCGUGGAAUCAACGACAGUGUCGAGAGAAGAUCGUGUAUAUGUUCUUCGUCAUCACAAUCUAGCAGCCUUGAAAGUUUUCACCGAUUCUCUCUGCAGUCCCCAGGCUUGCUCGCUCGCUCGAUCGCUAAUCGCGGUAUCAAGUUCACACGCACUACACUGGCCACGCGCGCGAGCGAAUUCCCUCGUAUAUCUCUACAGAUAGAAAACACAAACACUCUCCACAAUAAAAUUCCGAUUUUGCAGCCAUGGUUAGGCAUACGCUGCUGGCUCCAGUAACUACCUAGAGCUCGUACUACACACCAAAGAAAUAUGGAGGAGGAGAGGGUGAGAUCAAAUAACUAGAGGACCAAAGCCCGAGCUCCACCUCUCUCUCUCGCUCUCUCUCUCUCUCUCUCUCUCUCGCUUUCUCUCUCGCGAGAUCUUGCACAGUCGGCCUUUUAGGAUCAAUCCCCACUUAUCUCUCCAGGCAAUUUGACGGUUUCUCUUCACUCUCUCAAAUCCAAGCUCAAGUUGAACUUUAGCUCAUUUUCUUCUUUUCUUCUCCAUUUUUUCGGCGAUUUAUUCUUGCUGGACGCUGCUGCUCGGCUUUCAAUCUUCCAUCUUGCCUCUGGCCAGAAAGCUAAAACGAGAAAAAGGAAGGAAGAAAAGAAGGAGAGAGGAUAUGGCAGUGGCAGACUUACAGGGUCGUUAAGUGUAGUUCUUUGGAGCCCAGGUGUGUGGAAGAACACAAGGCCAGGACAGGGAGAAAUUCAAGGAGAGCGGUCAGUAGCGGGGAAAUCGUGCGCGUAGCUCUCCUUUAAAGUAGAGUUCCCGAGGCUAUGGCUUUCAACUUGCCCCAUAAUAUGUCACUGCAGCAAUUGACAGAGCUCCAGGAGGCAGUGGUCGCGUCCACCGCCGCCACCACCACCAGCGCCACCACUUCCAGAUUUAAUGCUUCCACCGCCGCUGCGAGCGACACCAGGCAUGCUGGUACCACCACCUCCUCCACCGCGAUCACUAUAGCCACUGCCGGGAGCACCAAAGAUCAAGCCGCCACCGAUGCCACAGCCUCGCGGGCUCGAUCUCGCCAGCAAGACGACGAUGGCGAUGGCGGGGUGGAGGACGAGGACGACGAGGAGGAGCAAGCUGUGGAGGCCGGCGGUGGGAGGAGGAGAGAAGAAGAUGGAGGCGGCCGGGAUCAACGGGAACAAGCUCUAGACGAAGGAGGAGAUCAGGAUGAUCAAGGCGGGGAUAGCAGGAAUCCCUCGCUGCUACUGCUGCGCGGUAAGAAUCACAAGGCUGGAGGUGGAGGUGGACUAGCUCCCAGUGGCCCGACAUGGCUGAGCAACGCAGUGAUGCCCCGGCAGCCAUCGCCAUCGCCAGUAGCGGCCGCGGGAGCUCCGAAUUACAGUCAGUGGCUGGCAAUGCCUCAGCCGCAAGUGACUUCCACGGACCUUGGAGAGCAAUCGCACGACGCCGCCGCGGCCGCCGCGGCCGCUGCCAAGGGGUUUCUGGAGCAUUUGCAUGGGGACACCGCUAACAGUGGCGGCGGGGUUGGCGGCGACAUGGUGGCGGAGGAGCAAGGUGGCGGCGGCGGGGGGAUGGAUUCCAAGCUCUGGCAGAGCGCGCGGCUCAAGGCGGACUUGGUCACGCAUCCGCUCUACGAGCAGCUGCUGUCGGCACACAUCUCGUGCCUGCGCACCGCCACGCCGGUGGAUCAGCUGCCCAAGAUCGACGCGCAGCUCGCGCAUUCCAGCCAGGUUGCUGCAAAGUAUUCCAUCCUCGCGACCAACGAGCAAGGCCUCAGCAAAGACAAGGACGAAGUGAACGAAUUCAUGGCACACUAUGUGACUUUGCUACGCUCGUUCAAGGAUCAGCUCCAACAACACGUCCGUGUGCACGCCAUGGAAGCCGUCGUGGCAUGCUGGGAGCUAGAACAGUCCUUGUUCACGCUAACAGGCGUUUCUCCCGGCGAGGGAACUGGCGCGACAAUGUCCGAGGACGAGGACGAUCAGCAAGCCGACAGUGAUUCCGGCUACUACGACGCGGGGAUGGACGGCCACGAUUUCACAGGCUUUGGGCCCCUCAUCCCCACCGAGACAGAGCGGACUCUCAUGGAGCGCGUCAGACACGAGCUCAAGAUCGAGUUAAAACAGGGAUACAAGGCUAAGAUCAACGACGUACGCGAGGAGAUUCUUCGAAAGCGCAGGGCCGGAAAGCUUCCAGGCGAUACAACGUCCGUGCUCAAGACGUGGUGGCAUGCACACUCCAAAUGGCCGUAUCCAUCCGAAGAUGACAAGGCACGUCUUGUCCAGGAGACCGGAUUGGAGCUCAAGCAGAUCAACAAUUGGUUUAUAAACCAGAGGAAGCGAAACUGGCACAGCAAUCCAUCCUCGUCCACGUCUCUAAAAAACAAGCGCAAGAGGUGAUCCACCGUACACGGAAAGAAACAAAGAGCGAAAAAAAAGGGAAAAUUACACAAAGAAAGAGAAAGCGAGCGAGCGAGCUUUAUAAAAGUUAAGCCAGCACUCACACAAACAAGGCGUGCCAAAGGAUUUGCAUCAUAGCAUUGCCAAAACUAAACUUUUGCUCCACAUGAUUACAGGUUUUGCUGAUUUGACGAGCCAUAGAUUCAAUCGAGCGAUCCCUCCCCCUUGGCCUC
This is a messenger RNA of Selaginella moellendorffii, 2900 nucleotides long. RefSeq names its product homeobox protein HD1. Bases 1078 to 2667 code for a protein of 529 amino acids. The record is from RefSeq and is a predicted model, not a curated record. Gene Ontology annotation, biological process: regulation of DNA-templated transcription. Lineage: Eukaryota; Viridiplantae; Streptophyta; Lycopodiopsida; Selaginellales; Selaginellaceae. Gene Ontology annotation, molecular function: DNA binding. The transcript is spliced from 7 exons. Gene Ontology annotation, cellular component: nucleus.